AUGUCUACAGAACAAGAAAAUGUGCCGAUCGCCAUUAUUGGGAGCGCUUGUCGCUUUGCUGGAGGCGUUACUUGCCCGUCUCAGCUUUGGAACCUCUUGAAAGAGCCUCGAGAUGUUUUAGGCUCUAUACCGGAGAAUCGCUUUCACGCAGAAGGGUUCUAUCAUCCUGACGCGUCAUAUCACGGACACACGAACGUUCUCUCGUCUUACACACUUGACGGGGAUCCUGGAUCGUUCGACACAACAUUUUUUAAGAUCAAGCCUGUGGAGGCAAAGGCUAUUGAUCCUCAACAGCGUGUUCUGCUCGAGGUUGUCUAUGAAGGCCUCGAAAAUGCAGGUCUUUCCAUACACAAUGUGCGAGGUAGUGAUACAGCUGUAUACGUCGGCAUUAUGAGUAGCGACUACGAGAAUAUGCUAGUCCAGGAUGUUGAUGUACUUCCUACCUACCAUUCGACAGGCACUUCACGAGCCAUAGCAGCGAACAGAAUUUCGUACUUUUUCGACUUAAAGGGACCUUCACUCACCUUGGACACUGCGUGUAGCUCUAGCCUUUAUGCGAUUCAUUUAGCCGUCCAAGCAAUCCGUAAUGGGGAUGCUGAAAUGGCUAUUGCUUGCGGGUCCAAUCUAAUUCUGGGACCAAACUUUUACAUCUUUCAGAACAAAUUAAACAUGCUUUCGCCUGACUCAAGAUGCAGGAUGUGGGAUGAAGGAGCCAAUGGAUAUGCCCGCGGUGAAGGAGUUGCGGCAGUUGUUUUGAAAUCGCUGCCAGCAGCAUUGCGAGACGGUGAUCAUAUUGAAGCUAUCAUUCGCGAGACAGGGCUCAACCAAGACGGAGCAACGAAUGGUAUUACCAUGCCCAGUACAUCAGCUCAGACAGAUCUGAUCCGCAAUACCUACUUAAAGGCGGGUCUGGAUCCUUUGACAGACGGUCCACAGUACUUCGAAGCCCACGGAACGGGAACUCAGGCUGGGGAUCCUAUUGAGGCCGAAGCCAUACAGCGGUCCUUGAUUCGCAACUGUGAUAUCCCGUACCCACGACAACGCAACAGUUCUGAUCCUCUCUAUAUAGGCUCUGUCAAAACAGUGCUCGGACAUACCGAGAGCGUUGCAGGGAUAGCAGGUCUCCUAAAGGCAUCUCUAGCCAUUCAACACGGCCUUAUCCCACCGAAUCUUCUCUUCGACCGGUUGAAUCCCAAAGUGGCGCCAUUUUAUAAAGACGUUUGUGUUCCUAUUAGGGCUCUACGUUGGCCUGCGAUACCAGAUGGCCAACCAAGACGAGCAAGCAUUAAUAGUUUCGGAUUUGGUGGAGCUAAUGCCCAUAUUAUCUUGGAAAGCUCCCCGAAUCAAGAUUUGAUGAAAGACGAUGGCGAAAAUGAGACUUAUGGACCAUACGUCUUCUCCGCGCAUUCAGAGCAAGGUCUAGUAAAGAUGCUUAAGAACUACAUCACAUUUCUAGGGAGUGAGCUCUCGGAGUCCGUAUCUGCUCGUGACCUGGCUUGGACACUUCGUUCACGACGGUCGUUGCUGCCUUUCAAGGCCUCGUUUCCUACAGGAAAUCUGGAAAAACUAAAGAGAGACAUCGAGACUCGAUUACAGGAGAAUGCAGAAAAAGCGACUCCGCUGGGUACACUGUCCUUGGUUUCAAGAAGACGGGUUCUAGGCAUCUUUACUGGUCAGGGCGCGCAGUAUAUUCGUAUGGGAUCGCAGCUUUUUGAAAGGUCGUCACUUGCUCGUGAUACUCUCCAGAGACUGGAAGUUUCUCUUGCGAGGCUUCCCGUCGAGGAUCGGCCGACAUGGUCUCUAACUAAGGAACUAAAUGCUGAUGAAGGUUCACGGGUGUACGAAGGCGCGAUAUCGCAACCACUCUGCACAGCGGUACAAAUAGUUUUGGUUAAUUUACUAAGACAGUCGGGAGUUGAGUUCGACGGGGUCAUUGGUCACUCGUCGGGCGAGAUUGCUGCUGCAUAUGCUGGAGGAUACAUCUGCGCAGAAGAUGCCAUUCGCAUUGCGUAUUACCGUGGAAUCCACAUAAAAGCAGCGUGUAGCCCUAAUUCAAAUAAGAUGAGAGGGAUGAUGCUAGCUGUUGGAACUUCAAGAGAUGAUGCAGAGGAGUUAUUGCAAGAGCCUGUGUUUCAUGGUCGAGUGGCAAUAGCAGCAAGCAAUUCCUCAUCUAGCGUCACACUUUCUGGCGACGAGGACGCCAUCGCAGAGCUUGAGACGAUAUUCGAAGACGAAAAGAAAUUCAAUAGACGAUUGAGAACGGACAUUGCUUAUCACUCUGCACAUAUGAUGCCAUGCGCCCAACCGUACAUUCGCUCGCUCGAGAAAUGUAACGGAGAUCCUAUGCUUGAUACUGUAGCAUGCUCAUAUUGGUCCGAUAAUUUAACACAACCUGUUCUCUUUUACGAAGCUAUGCAGAGAGCACUAAAUACAGGAAACUUUGACCUCGUAGUUGAGGUCGGGCCACAUCCAGCCUUACGUGGACCAGCACUGGAAACCAUUACGCAAACUUUGGAAAAACCGUUGCCGUACAUUGGAACGCUGAAGCGAGGAUCGGAUCCAAUCGAAGCAUUCUCAGAUACACUUGCAUUCUUGUGGUCGCAUCAAGAGACAGAAUGUACGAUCGACUUAGACAAGUACGAGGAGACUAUGCAGGAGAGUACGGCAAAGUAUCGGCUGGUCAAGAACUUGCCGACUUAUCCCUGGGAUCACAAUCGAAGACACUGGCAUGAGACACGCCAGACACGAAGGACUCGGCAUCGAGAAGAUCAUGUCCAUGAAUUAUUGGGCCAUAUCUGCCCAACCGUCACAUCAAAUCAAGUCAGUUGGAGACACUUCCUCAGAAUGCGAGAAAUAAACUGGUUAGUAGACCACAAAAUUCAAGACAAACCGGUUUUUCCUGCUGCGGGAUACAUUUCUUCUAUGUUGGAAGCCAGCUGCCGUAUUCCUCAACUCUCAAACGCGGCCAACAGAUCAAAGACAGUCAGCUUAAUUGAGGCAUUUGACUUCACGGUACACCGAGCUAUGGUUCUAGACGAAGUUAGUGACGAUGGGGACCAGGGCGGUAUCGAAAUAGUGAUUGCAAUGAUGGAUAUCGGAGUCGAACAGCAGCAAAACUCAGAAGUGAUCAAAGCUCGUUUCAGCUAUAUGGCAGCAGUAGACAAAGACUCGAACGAGAUGGCUCUUAUGGCUAGCGCCGAUAUCUCUAUCACAUUCAGUGCGACCUCAAGUGCGGUGUUGCCGACGAAGAGCUAUUCGCAGCCAAACAUGGUUAAUGUUGCCUGCGACUCAUUCUUCAGCAGAUUGUUGAAGACUGGAUAUGGGUAUAGUGGUCUUUUCAAGGCGGCAGAUAAUCUGAAGAGAUCACUAGGGAAAGCGCAGUGCAGCAUUGACCCUAUAUCUUUGAAAACGGCUUGUGCAAGCAGGCUUAUAGUUCAUCCUGCGAUUUUGGACUCGGCAUUCCAAACCCUGCUGCUCGCUCUUAGCCAUCCUGGCGAUAAUCAACUCUGGACUGUUUUCAUCCCUGUACGGUUCGAUUGUAUUCGUGUUGUACCUUCUUUCUGCCAGUCUGUCUUGCCAGCGAAAUGUAUCACGACCAAGUCGGCUUCACCCAUGACCGUGAAUACGACAAUUGUUGGGCCAAGUGGGUUAGGCUUUUUGGGGGAUUUGGAUGUGCUCAUUGCAGCAGACACAGCAAUUCAGGUACAGGGAGUCACUCUUUCUCCGUUUGCAACAGGAUCUGCAGAGAGCGACACAAAUAUGUUUGCUCGAAUGCGAUGGAGUUACUUUGACCCUGUGGCCGGAGGUAUCGCCUUAACAGACGACAUCUCGUCGAAACAUCGCGAUAUCUGCCGCGUUGUCGAGCGAAUGGCAGUCUACUACAUGCGCAUGUUCAUUUCAGAAGUCCCAAAUGGUCAUGCUGCACGAUUAGAUCCAACAUUCAGUCAUUAUCUAAAGUACUGCCAAGAUGUGGUCGAUCUCGUCGAUAGUGGAAAACACAGAUACGUCUCGAUAGAGUGCGCAAAUGAUUGCUGGAAUGACAUUGAGUCCAUCUGUGCUCAGUACUCGGAACUGAUAGACAUAAGAAUCCUUCGGAAAAUAGGGGAAAUCAUGCCCAGUGUCUUCAAAGGCGAGACUACUGUUCUAGAGCAUGUCUUUCCGUCAGGCCUCUUCGCAGAUUAUUACGCCAAUGCUAUAGGCCAACAGGAAUGUGUCGAAUGGAUAGGUCAGGCAGCAGCACAUAUAAUGCACCGUUAUCCAAGGAUGAACAUUCUCGAGGUAGGAGCAGGGACGGGUGGCGCAACCAAGAGCGUUCUCCGGAAGGCUCUACACGAGAGUUUCAACUCGUAUACAUUUACAGACGUUUCCACAGGAUUUUUUGAGCAGACCCGAGGUGAACUUAACAGCUUAGGCCUUGACAGCCGUAUUAUAUUCGAUGUCUUGGAUAUAUCUAAAGACCCUAUCUCUCAGGGAUUCAAAUACGGUUCAUACGAUCUUAUUAUUGCAUCAUAUGUUAUCCAUGCCACCCCUAAGCUUGAGGAAACUUUGCGUGGGUUGCGCAAUCUGCUUCGGCCCGGAGGGUUUAUUGUCAUUGGCGAGAACACAAACCUGGAGUUGUCUGGGAUGAACUUCAUUUUUGGUACUCUGCCUGGUAUGUGGGCUGGAGUCGAAGAAGGAAGGACAUCGUCUCCAUAUAUUCCUGUCCAACGUUGGGACAACCUGUUGAAGAAAGCAAAUUUCUCCGGAAUCGAAGCUGUUACGCCGGAAUUUCUGGCCGAUACUUUUGCGACCAGUGUCUUUGUUUCACGGGCAGUGGAUGACCAUAUCGAACUUCUACGCGGUUCAAAUGCUCCAUUGCCAAUUCGUCCUUCUCUUCCGAAUGUGGUAAUCAUUGGAGACGGUAGUAAGAACACAACAAUACUAGCAAAUGAGGUCUGCGAAGCUCUAAGGAACUCCUACGGAACAACUUCGAAGAUCUUCACUCGCCUGACAGAUGUGCCAAGUCAUAUCCUCUCUUCAGACACAACGUUUCUUAGCCUUGCAGAGUUAGACAAACCGUUAUUCGAGAACAUAGAGACCGAUCAAUUUGAGAGUUUCAAGAUAUUGGUUGGAUCACAGAAGAGAUUGCUUUGGGUGACGCGCGGGCGCCGAGCAACAAAUCCAUUCUGCAACAUCAGCAUCGGUUUCCUGAGGACUGCUUCAUGCGAGGUCCCCGAUCUAUGCGUACAAAGUGUUGAUUUCGAGUGCGGAGACAAUAUCUCUGCGACUAUGAUCAUAGACUUCCUAGUUCCAUUCAAAUUGGCUUCUGAUCUUGAAGGCAGCUUGGAAAAGUCCAACAUUCUAUGGACUAAUGAACCUGAGAUAGUAGUGGAUUCUAAGGGUGUUCGCUUAAUUCCACGUUGGGAGUCUAUAUUAGACGCGGAUAAGCGGUAUAAUUCAGCACGACGCCCGAUCUCAGAAUUGACUGAACCUAAAAAAACACCUACCGCAGUGUGUAUGGAUGCGAAUGGUCAUUUCAUCUUCAAACAGACACCAACUUUGUUGCCCCUCUCGUCAGAGACCAUGUUGGACUCAACCACUCUAGAGACUGUUUACAGCCUUCUUUGGCCAAUCGAUACUCCGUUUGGCUCACGUUUUAUGUCGGUGGCUGUCAUCUCAGGAAAGAGAUGCCUCGCCUUAACUGAAACACUUGUUUCUGUUCAGAGGUCUGCAAAUAUGAUCGCUUCCGCGGAGUUUCCUGAACAAGCAACGGAGGGUGAGCUGAAGGAUAUCUUGAUCCUCGCUGCUGCUCAUGUGUGGUCUUCAUUUCUCCUUCACGCUGCAUUUCCCGGUCAAAAUGUCGUCGUUCACAACCCUGCUCCUCUUCUGGCAACCGUCUUGCAGGCCCAUGCCCGUGAACGACGUAUCAACAUUAUACUUACGUCAAGCGAUUCUGACGUGGCUUCGUCUAAGUCAUGGCUGCACCUGCCGUCAUACAUGACACGAAGGGAAAUACAACGGGCUCUGCAAGUAGCCCGAAUCUCGGACUUUAUACUAUUCAGUGAUCUUGAUGAUGACAAUAACAAUAGCUUCAUGUCUUCUCUUCCGUCUGAUUGUCGCGUAAAGGAAGUAAGACUCAACCUUUCCAAAGACAUAGAUCAGUCGCCGGCUCCUGAGCAGCCAGACCGACGUCUUGAGACCGAAACAAUGCACUCAGCACUAUCGAUGGCUUUGACUAAAGCAUACCAAGCUAGAUCGUCUCCGAUUUCCCAGGAUCUACCACGCCAAAACAACUUACUCAAGUUCUCUAGCUUAACAUCUGAAGGGAGCCUCCCCAGUCACAGCGACCUCUUUUCUUGUUUCCAAUGGGAUGAUGAACCUUUGUCGGCUUACAUCUCUCGACUUGAUAGCGGUCUUCUUUUUGAUUGUAACAAGACAUACUGGCUCGUUGGACUCUCUGCCGGGCUUGGACCAUCUAUAUGCGAUUGGAUGCUCGCUCAUGGUGCGAGAUACGUCGUUCUCAGCAGUAGAAAUCCCAGAGUCGAUGAAAUAUGGCUACAGGGGCAUGAGCGCAACGGUAUUGUCAUCAAAAUCUUCCGUUGUGAUGUCACCGCCCAAGAUGCUGUCCAGGACACCUACUCUAGAAUCGCUACAGACGAGCAACUUCCUCCGCUGGCUGGCGUCAUAAAUGGUGCUAUGGUCCUUAAAGACAACCCAAUCAGAAAUAUGAGCACCAGCGACCUUAAUGAUGUACUGCAGCCUAAAGUCAAUGGCAGCAUAAAUCUUGACCGCGUCCUUGCUGAUUCGAAGCUUGAUUUCUUCAUAUUUCUUUCCUCCAUGGUCAACGUUCUUGGAAACGUAGGUCAAGCAAACUACUGUGCUGCAAAUGCAUUCAUGUCUGCGUUGGCUUCCCAACGACGGCAAAGGGGUCUAGCUGCGCAGGUUGUCAAUAUAGGAGCAGUUUCAGGGGCAGGCUACAUCACUCGGGAGCUUGGUGACGCAGGAGUACAUAGGCAGCUGAUGAUGCUGGGACUGAAGAUGAUAUCUGAAGGUGAUUUGCACCAACUACUGGCAGAAGCCAUUGCAGACAGGCCAAAAGAUUGGAAUGGAGGCUACGAUACUGACAUCGGCUUCGCAUUGCAGCAAAGCGAUAGCAGUGAUAUAACACCUUUGUGGCACGACAAUCCCAAAUUCCAGCGUUUUCUCCCAAAAUCAACGAUUCAAGAUACAUCCGAUAUGAGCUCGGGCACAGCUCUCAGUGGUAAAAGUGUGAGAGAUAGAUUAGCAAUCUCAAGAUCUCGAGAAGACAUCUGGUCAAUUGCCAAGGAGACGCUACUAUCAAAGAUCCAAUCCAGUCUACAAAUAGAAGAUUGCGACGAUGCGUGUAUGACAAUGCGUAGCAACCAAUUGGGGAUUGACUCGCUUGUUGCAGUUGACUUAAGGACAUGGCUUUUGAAUAACUUUCAAGUUAACAUCUCAGUACUUGAAAUUCUCAGUGGUAUCACUAUAGGCGAUAUCGUUGACCGAGUCAGCAUUAGUGUACCGCCUGAGCUGGUUCCAAAUGUCAACCCAAAGCCUCACUCAUCGGAAUCAGAGGCUGGAUUUGCUCCUGGCACAAGCCCGGUCGAGGCGCAAACAUCUGUAGUUCCGAAGACUGAUGAGGACUCCGCAUUGCCUAUGGUGCACUCGUCACCAUCAGUACAAAAGACUUCUCCGCUCUCUUCCUCUCAAUCCAUGUUCUGGGUGGUUCAAAACCUCGUUGAGGAUAAAACGACACUCAAUCAUACUGUUCUAUUUAGCCUGGAAGGAGCCCUAAUCAGAAAGAAUGAUCUCAAUGUCGCUGUAAGUGCUUUGGGUCAGCGCCAUGAGGCGCUACGAACCUCUUUUUCGGAGAGAGAUGGACAGCCGCUGCAGCACGUCCUCAAAUCAAGCACACUUAAGAUGGAAGAAGGAAGAGUUCUGGACGAGUAUGAUGCUAAACAAGAGUUCGAGCGAGCCAAGAGUCACAUCUUUGAUCUUGCUUCGGGAGACGUCAUGCGCUUCAUUCUCCUGACCACUCCAUCACCACAAAGGAGUUACAUCAUAAUCAGUGCGCACCAUAUCGUUAUGGAUGGACUCUGUCUUCAGGUUUUCUUACAGGAUAUUGAAGAAACGUAUAAUACUGGUCGCGCGGUGCGCGACUCGGGGUCCUCUCUUGUCCGGCAAUUUGCUGAGUUCGUUACUUCACAGCGAGAGGCCUUGCAAAAUGGCUUAUGGGAUGUCGACCUUGCUUACUGGCGAGGGGUAUUUGGCAGCAGUCCAGCACCUCUACCAUUGACACGUGCCCGAGUCUCAUCCAGGAAACCUCUAACUGAAUACGCGGUCCAUCGCUGCGAUAUUAACAUUGAUAAAACCCUUGCCAACAAGAUACGGGCAAUCGGGCGUGUAUACGGGACGACGCCCUUUCAUUUUUACCUCACUACUUUUCGUGUUCUACUGUAUAGAUUUCUUUACUCUGGACGUGACGAGAAUACAGACAGUGGCUCGCUUUUGGCAGACUCUGAUAUAUGCAUUGGCAUCGCCGACGGCAACCGCAAAGACGACAACAUCCUGAGAAGUGUUGGUCCGUACAUGAAUCUACUUCCAAUCAGGUUCGGACCCACGCGAGCCCCAACUGACGCUACUCCUUUGUCAACAUUUGCUCAAGAACUGAAGAACGCUUGUGACAAAACAUUAGAGGCCUUGAGGCACUCUGCUCCUUCUUUUGAGGCAAUCCUAGACUAUCUUCGGAUCGAUCGUGCAGUAGAGUAUGCUCCUCUCUUCCAGGCUUUCCUGAACUACAGACAGGGUUGGAACCACGGACAAGUCUUUCUCAAUUGUUCUGCCGAAAUGCUGGAGUUCGAACCAGGUCGCGUACCGUAUGAUCUCAGUUUGGAUAUCAUUGACAACUCUGGCUCAAACCAAGGGACCAUGAUAUCUUUUAUGGGUCAGACCGCCCUGUAUUCCAUGGAGGAUGUUGCUACCUUUGCUCGUUGCUACACAGAGUUUCUAGAAGAGUUUUCAAAUUACCCCGAAGAACAUAUUGAUCAACCCGACUGGAGCUUUCCGAAGGCAGAAACCGAGCCGGCACUUCAAUUGGGAACAGGCCCUCGUCAGGAUAUGACCUGGUCUUUGACGUUGAUGCACCGCGUCAAAUCUAUCGUAAGUCAGUUUGGAGACCACCAGGCCAUAGUGACAGUUGGUGACCACAGCCGUGGCUCAUCGCUCACGUAUAAGCAACUCUGGAGCAAGGUUUCUCAGAUCGCUAACCAGUUGCUGUCUCUGGGAGUCACUCCAGGCAACCAUGUUGGCGUUCUACAACAUCCAAGCCGGGAAUCUGUGGGUUCUAUGCUUGCGAUCAUGGCGAUUGGCGCCGUAUACGUACCCUUAGACUGCAACCACCAUACCGCACGUCUGAGGACGAUGCUCUUGGAUUUCGGGCCGAGUGUUCUCCUUGUGGGCUCGUCAAGUCGCACGAAAGCUUCUGAAAUCGUCACAUCCUCGAACUUACAUGCAAUGCAUAUCAUCAAUGUCUCUGAGUUGGUAACAGAUGAAAGCGUCGAAUCUAUGGAUCUAGAGUUACAUGCAUCUCCUACAGCACCAGCUGUAAUUUUGUACACAAGUGGUACGACUGGUACACCGAAAGGAGUUGUGGUACCCCACUCCAGCUUAUGCCAUGAAAUUGAGCUCAACAGUCACAUAUACGGGGUAGAUUCUGACGUUGUAGUUCUUCAACAAAGCGCAUGUGGAUUCGAUAUGGCAGUACAACAAGUUUUCGUAGCCUUGGCAUACGGCGGUACAGCAUGCGUCAUCUCGAAUGAACUUCAUGGCGAUUCAUCAGCCAUCGCAGAGGCUAUGGUCAACUACAAAGUGACAUUCACAUGUGCAACACCUACGGAAUAUUCUAGUUGGAUACGUUACGGCGCAUACAAGGCCCUUCAACAAUGCCAAUGGCGAGUGGCUAUCAGCGGUGGUGAAAGUGCGACCGAGGAGCUAUUGAGCGCUUUCAGACACCUUGGCAAGUCCGACCUGAAGCUUUUCAAUUGCUAUGGUCCGACAGAAACGACCUGUUGCUCUACACGAUUACAACUCGACUACCAGACAGAAGGAGUCUAUCAAGAGUACUCGAUGAUACCUGUGGGUCCAGCGUCAUCCAACGAAGUUGUGUACAUCGUAGAUGAUAACAUGCGGCUCCUUCCAACGGGACUUCCGGGUGAGAUCGUAAUCAGUGGUCUGGGUGUCACGGCAGGAUAUCUUAAUGAUGGUGCAAAGACAAAACAGUCUUUCAUUCCCGACAAGUUCUUCCAACAGGUCUCUGGUACAGAAGAAAGACCUUUGAUGUAUCGAACAAGAGACCGUGGGCGUCUGUUGAAGAACGGAUGGAUCUCGAUCGAAGGACGUGUUGAUCAAGACACGAUGAUCAAGCUUCGUGGUGUGCGUGUCGAUCUCCAGGACAUCGAGCAGACAAUUAUGAAAACUGCACCCAAGGAUACAAUUUCUCAUGCCAUCGCGAGUCUCAGAUCGGACGAGGAGAGUUCGAAGUACAUUGUAGCUCAUGUGGUCUUCGCAUCAAGAGACCUCAAUGAUAGCGCUGAGAGAACUUCAUUCCUAUCGCUGCUUCGCGAAAAUCUUCCUCUGUCGAGACCUAUGCUUCCGUCGGUAGUACUACCUCUGGAUAAAUUGCCACUAACAUCUUCGGGGAAACUUGAUCGGCGUUUCGUCCAACAGCUUCCGAUAGAUAUGUUAUCGCAGACCCCGGGGAAUGGGCAGGACAGCGAUCAGCGACCACAGAGUACACUGGAAACCAAAUUGAAAUUGAUAUGGACUCAAGUCUUAUCAAGAAGAGAGGUUAGGGAUAUUGAUCCAAUGACCAUAACUGCUUCGACGAAUUUUUUCCAUAUCGGUGGCACAUCGUUAUUGCUCCUAGAAGUGCAAAGCAAGAUUCAAAAAGAUCUCGGCAUACCUGUCCAACUUUACAAGCUUUUCGAAUCGAGCACCCUUCUUGAUAUGACACAGUUGAUAGCACUUCAGGGUGAGGCUUUGGUGCCUUCGAACACACCUAGUGAUGAGAUUGCUAUUGACUGGGAAAGGGAAGCGUCUUUGCCGCGAGAGCUGCAAGAUGAGAUCAUUCGCACGAAUCUAGACCAGGAACAGUCUCUUUCUCAGUCAACAAACUAUCCACCUAGAGUUGUACUUCUCACAGGCGCAGCGGGGAGCUUAGGUCAACGCAUCCUCCACCUAUUGCUCGAGAAUCCUGCUGUGGAGCAAGUCUUCUGCGUAGCUCUACGGCGAGUAGAUGAACGGAUAUCGUCAGGAACUCUACCAAGAAGCGAAACAGGGCGCGUCACCUAUUAUGAGGGUGAUCUUCGACUUCCUCGCUUAGGGUUGUCAGUGGAAGAUUUCGCACUGCUCUCUAAGACACUCGAUGUGAUUAUUCAUGUUGGCGCGGAUGUCUCGCAUGCAAAAACAUACCAUACCUUAAAGGAAGCCAACGUAGGCUCUGUCGGUGAGCUCCUCAAGAUGUCUCUGCCUAGAACAGCAACAAUACAUUUUGUCUCGAGUGGAGAAGUAGCUAUGCUUGGCGCAAGCUCAAUACACUCUCACGGCUCUGAAAGCGAUCUGCAAGACUGCAGGAUCUUCAGUGAAGAAUCUGUGGUUACUAAUGGCAUCUUUCCACAGGCUCGUGAUGCUGCGCAUGAGGGAUAUGCUGCGUCCAAAUGGGUCGCUGAAAGGAUGCUUGAAAACGCUUUCUCUAGCGGAGCCAAAGGUCGUGCUUGGAUUCAUCGACCUUCGAGUAUUAUACCUCCAAGCAAGGAGAAUGUUUCAGAUUCGGACGUGUAUGCUCAGGAGAUUGCGACGUUUUACCAAGGAGCCAGCGCUCCGUUGCUGCAAAGCUUCCUUUACUACUCACGCAAGCUCGGUCUAAUACCUACCAAGGACAGACUUCUCCGAGGAUCUCUAAAUUUGGUUGAUAUGGAUACGGUUGCGAGGAACAUCAUGAAUACAAUCUUCCUGGAGCCAUUCAAUGAUGCCAAUAUGCGGAGUUCGCUCUCUAAUCAGCAAGUCAUGCAUCGAAAUCAUAUAGGCCAACAAAAUCAUGCAGUCGAGGAUAUGGAAGAUUUGCUGUUAAUGUCCAAGACAUUGACACCUAUCAUCAAGGCUACAGAGUUCAGAGCCACUACUUUGGCAGAUUGGGAUCGCUUUCCAUUCAGCCUUGUUCCAUUGCUCGAUGCUGGAUCUCAUCGUCUCAUCAAGAUGGCACAAGAAUCCGACUUCAUGACUGAAGUCUUCACUGAGCUGGCCAUAGCAUUGCUCGCCAUUGUGUUUCGAGUGUAUGCUCCGGGCCGGUCGCAGGGGUUCCGUAACCUACAAAGCGACGACUACUUUAUGAUGUUUGCCGGGUACCCGAAGUGGCGGCAGCCUACUAUGUCAAUCAUUUCAAAGGAGUCUCCAAGCAAGUUGCGAUUGGGUAAAAAGAAAUCAGGGCCUUACUCGGUGCGAGACAUCACCCAACAUGACGAAAAUUACAGCACACAGUGGAUCAACUCUAUCCAGUCUCACCUCUCAACGACUACUGAUGACAAUGAAAUAUCCGACAGGCUGGACAGCACGCAAAUCGAUCAAAUGAAGACUUGCUCGGCAGAAAUUGAUGGAGCUCUGGGACCUCCUACUUCCAAGCUGUGGACUAGUGCUGAAGGUGAUGAUCUAGCUCAUCAACAACAACAGCAAGAUGAUCAGGGCAGCAUAGGGGUGAUAACAUGCAUACAAAUUAACGGAGCUGAGACUCUCAAUGAAUUUGAGCGUGGCCAAGUGGGAUUUUACUGGUAA
This is a messenger RNA of Pseudovirgaria hyperparasitica, 12825 nucleotides long. RefSeq lists its product as uncharacterized. Gene Ontology annotation, biological process: secondary metabolite biosynthetic process; fatty acid biosynthetic process. The transcript has 5 exons. Gene Ontology annotation, molecular function: fatty acid synthase activity; 3-oxoacyl-[acyl-carrier-protein] synthase activity. Lineage: Eukaryota; Fungi; Ascomycota; Dothideomycetes; Acrospermales; Acrospermaceae. The record is from RefSeq and is a predicted model, not a curated record. Bases 1 to 12825 code for a protein of 4274 amino acids.